Messenger RNA from Pezoporus flaviventris, 4441 nucleotides. RefSeq names its product tubulin tyrosine ligase like 5 (gene TTLL5). Gene Ontology annotation, molecular function: tubulin binding; tubulin-glutamic acid ligase activity. Gene Ontology annotation, cellular component: cilium. Gene Ontology annotation, biological process: microtubule cytoskeleton organization; protein polyglutamylation. NCBI's taxonomy places the organism in Eukaryota, Metazoa, Chordata, Aves, Psittaciformes, Psittacidae. The record is from RefSeq and is a predicted model, not a curated record.
CCCCUGGUAAUGGGGGAACAGGUACGGGCAACUGCUCCUGCAAGAUCCCUUGAAUCUGUAGGAAGGAGUCUCAGAGGCUACCGGGACUGGGCUGUAUGAAAACUCGCAGAGGAAAUGCCAGCUGGGAUUGCUCGAGGUCUGGAGGAAACUGGCUUAUCCUUACAGCAGGAGGAGGAGGAAGAAGAUGUCAUUGAUGAGUUGGAAGAUCAUCCGUGUAUCAAGUGGACUGGUGGUGGCUGCAGGCGGAUCCCCAUCUUGGUGUUUCAUGCAGAAGCCAUUCUGACCAAUGACAGCUACCUCCGCCUAAUUGGAGAACGCUACCACUUGUCCUAUAAGAUUGUGCAAGCAGAUGGCCGUCUGGUUCGAAGCAUUCUGACUGCCCAUGGAUUCCAUGAGGCGCAACCUGGUAGCAGCGAUUACAAUCUCAUGUGGACAGGAUCACACUUGAAGACCUACUUGCUGCGUUCUCUGACAGAUAUUCAGAAAGUCAAUCACUUCCCUAGGUCAUAUGAACUGACACGGAAGGACAGACUGUACAAGAAUGUCAGUCGUAUGCAGCUGGCCCAUGGAUUCAAAACAUUCCAUAUCUUACCUCGGACCUUUAUCCUUCCAACAGAGUACCAGAACUUCUGCAGUACCUAUUCUAAGGACAGAGGUCCGUGGAUAGUGAAGCCUGUGGCCUCUUCCAGGGGUCGAGGUGUCUACCUCAUAAACAAUCCAAGCCAGAUUGUCCUGGAAGACAACAUCCUGGUUUCUCGUUAUAUCAGCAACCCCUUACUCAUAGAUGAUUUCAAGUUUGAUGUGCGCCUCUAUGUUCUGGUUACAUCCUAUGAUCCACUUGUCAUCUAUCUCUAUGAGGAAGGAUUGGCCAGGUUUGCAACAGUGAGGUAUGACCAGGCAUCCAAGAACAUUAAAAACCAGUUCAUGCACCUGACCAAUUACAGUGUCAACAAGAAGAGUGGAGAUUAUGUCAGCUGUGAUGAUCCUGAGGUAGAGGAUUAUGGAAGCAAGUGGAGCAUGAGUGCAAUGCUGAGGUACUUAAAACAAGAGGGGAAAGACACUGCAGCACUGAUGGCUAGUGUGGAGGACCUGAUUAUCAAGACUGUGAUUUCUGCUGAGCUGGCCAUUGCCACAGCUUGUAAACAUUUUGUUUCACAUCGUGACACCUGCUUUGAGCUGUAUGGUUUUGAUGUCCUUAUUGAUGACACUCUCAAGCCCUGGCUGUUGGAAGUAAACCUAUCCCCAUCGUUGGCCUGUGAUGCUCCUUUGGAUCUGAAGAUCAAAGCUAGCAUGCUCUCAGAUAUGUUUACCCUUGUAGGCUUCGUCUGCCAGGAUCCAAGCCAACGCUCAAGCCGGGACAAUUGUUCAUCUGAAUCUGUCAGGAGAAAUCUGUAUCAGAAGCUGCAGUGUAGCAACACAACUGGAACAGAGAAUCAUGGUGCUGGUACCACUGAGGUGUUAAUCCAAGUGUAUUUGGGGCCUGUGAGUGUGAACACUGGCUCUAAUGUCCUUUGGCGUACCCGUCCUCUGUCUGCCGGUGAUGCUGAAGUGAAAAACUCAAUGCCCUCAGGCAGGGAAAAAGUAACAGGAAGGCAAGGCACCUCUGUGCUAGGUCUCUCAAUGGAAGAGAUAAAAGUUCUUUGUCGAGUGAGAGAAGAGAAUGAACGGAGAGGAGGCUUCAUCCGGAUAUUCCCUACCCCAUUAACAUGGGGACUUUAUGGAUCCUUUUUACAGUACAAGACAUCAAUGAACUACAUGCUGGCUACACAUCUGUUUAAGGACAGGGGCAAGAUGAAAAGAAACUUCCCCACUGGGAGAUGCCGAGCAGGUCUCAAUGAAAAGCUGGAUAUGAGGCUUGAAGCUAUAGACUCUCAUGCUCUCUUUUACGAGAGAAAGCUUGUUUCACUGGAGUUACGAAAGCGCCAGCGAUGCAAUGGCAAGUCUAAAGCAGCACAGACAGGAUCACCAGGGACAUCAGAACCAAUAAAGUUGUCCCUCAAGUCAGAUGCAGAAGGUGAGGAAGAAGAGGAGGUAGAUACAGAUGAAGAUGAGCUAGAUAGAACUGUUGGCUCUGUUUUGGACAGUGAGGUGAAAAGUAAGCCAAAGCUCUCUGACUUGGUGAGAACUGCUAGUAAGGAGAGGUUGCCGAAAAAGCUUGACAAGAAACCUGGAGAUGGAGGAGAUCUGUUUCCUCAGAAAACAAACAUUCAGAUCAACUUGCUGCAAACUCUUCAAAAGCAUGGAAACCUGAGCAAAGUGCAAGCUCGCAGGGCUUUCUCUGCCUAUCUACAGCAUGUUCAGUUGCGACUGAUGAAGGAGGCUGGUGACCAGAUCCAGAAUUCUGCCUGGACUGCCAAAGAAGAUGAGCAAAUGGAGCUUGUGGUACACUUCCUAAGGCGAGCUGCCAGCAAUCUUCAGCAGUCCUUGAAGAUGCUGCUCCCCAGACGUCAUUUAGGAAUAAAUGAUCGUCGUCGUAUCCUGGCUUACCAGCUGGGCAAGUUCAUAACCUGUUAUAACAAGGAAACAGAGCAGAUGGUUCAGAAGCAAUCAAAAAAGAAACAGGAAGAGGAGCAGGGAAUGAAUCCUGAACUUUUUCAGAACUUCAUUAGCAAGGCAAGUGAAAGUGACUUGGCGGAAGUGCUGACGUUUUACACACAGAAAAACAGGUCAACAAAUGUCUCCCUAAGAAAAAACUCCACAAGCAGAAAAUGCAGCAACACCAGUAAUGAGUCAGAGAAACAGCCUCCGGAGCAGCAUCCUGAGCUGGUGAAAAAAAUAAAAGGUGAUCAGUCCAAAAUUUCAGUUGCAGAACUGCCUGCAGAAAGAGCAUUAAAAGGCUGUAAACCCAAAGAAGGUAAAUCAACCUUUUCAGAAGAACCCAUCUUCUCCUUAAACCCUGAAGUGAAAUUACCUCGGUGUGGCCCUUCUAGUGCUUCUUCCUCUACUUAUGGUGCCACAUUCCAGAGAAGUACCAGUUCCUGGACACCAUCUCAGCCUUCAGCCUCUGAAAAAUCCCAGGUACCUGGUCCAUUGCCAACUCCUCCAGCUGGUCCCAGGUUGAUUCAGGCCCCUUCCUCACUACCAUCCUUGCAGAGCACAGCUCCUGACAGCUCCUCUGUCUUCAUAAACCCAGUGUCCAGUGAGGCUCUAUCUAGCCUUGCAGGAUCACAUUGUUGUCAUUCUGGUAGCUACACUGUUGGCUCAUUCUCAUCUUUUCAGACUGCUGCUCAGAUCUACAGCCAAAGAUUGUCCCGACCGUACUCUGCAAAAAUAGGUUUGUGCCAUUGCAGUUCAAGUGGACAGCAUGUGGGCUCAGCCAGGACGCACAAAGAUGCAGAAGAGACUUCUUCCCAGGACAGUAGUAAUAACCCCGGUAUGGUAGCAGCAGAACUGCAGCAGGUGGCAGAAAAGCAGGUAGGCUGUCAGCAUUCCCCACCACACCACAUCAGUCUCCUUAUACAGCAGUUAACAAACCUGAACUUGGCAAGUGGAGCUAUAAGCAAGGGGAAUGCAGCCACCCCACAGAGCUACCAGUCAUCACUCAACAAAAGAGGGUCAUUGUUGGCUGUGCAGUCAGAUGCCCAUAGAGCUGACAAAAGGCCUGUCUCUUCAGCUGUCAGGGCUCCAGAGAAUCAUCGUUUUGCCUGGGAAGGAGAGAUGGAGGACAGUGUCUACAACAAGGUGACAUGGAGUCCACUGGCACAUCGAACUUACCAUCUCAAUUUUGCUCUGCAACAACUUCAGGAGCUUAAACUUCAGUCACAACAGCUGUUGGAGCAAAGCCAGGCCCGGCACCAGACUCUCUUUGCCAACUACUCACAAUUCAGCACCAGCCAUAUACCUAUGCCAGCUGGCUCUGAUGCCCACAAGACAUCAAGUGCCACUUCUAGUAUCCAGAAAAUACCCAGUUUGCACAAAGUGAUGCCAUCCCAGAGUACGCCUUCUCAGCUGAUUCCAAAGCCUCCAGCAAACCACAGGCAGGCAGUGGUCGGAAAGGCUGCAGCCCAGAGGAUUUCCAGGGUGUCUUCCAUUGAAAGGCAGCUGAACCGAUUCCAGAACAGUGAUGCAUCCUGUGAGCCAGGGACAAAUUCCACAGAAAAUCUACAGGUAGGCUGUGUAUUUCUAAAGGUUUUUAUAUCCAAGGUUGUUGUAUGGUCCUUCCUAAGAAGGUCAGCCUCUGCUCAAAGAGGAGGAUUAACACUGAACACCAGCUGAGGAAUCCAGGGGGUUGGGGCAAAGGAAGAAGCGGCAGUGACUUCAUACCACCACCCUUCCAAACACCCAGGAAAGAGUGAAGAGGAGGCCCUGGUGAGAGGACAACCCACAGAGGAGAGCAUCUGAACAUCUGUAGAAGAUGAUGAUACAUCUGCAAGCUGAGGUGAAUGACUGCCUCUGAGAGCUUCCGCUGCCGAGUCGUGGGGUUCCCUUCCUCCCACUUCUU